Messenger RNA from Lutra lutra (Eurasian river otter), 5186 nucleotides. RefSeq names its product kinesin family member 16B (gene KIF16B). NCBI's taxonomy places the organism in Eukaryota, Metazoa, Chordata, Mammalia, Carnivora, Mustelidae. The record is from RefSeq and is a predicted model, not a curated record. The transcript is spliced from 27 exons. Gene Ontology annotation, biological process: microtubule-based movement. The coding region runs from base 107 to 4090 and encodes 1327 amino acids. Gene Ontology annotation, molecular function: microtubule binding; microtubule motor activity; phosphatidylinositol binding.
GGAGGGAGGGAAGUGGGCGGGAGCCGAGGGCAGAGUCGCGAGAGUCGCCGGCGGCCGCGGGGCCCUGGGCAAGUGGGAGCCCGCGCGGGCCGGGCGGGGAUGAGCUAUGGCAUCUGUCAAGGUGGCCGUGAGGGUCCGACCCAUGAAUCGCAGGGAAAAGGACUUGGAAGCCAAAUUCAUUAUUCAAAUGGAGAAAAGCAAAACAACAAUUACAAACUUAAAGAUACCAGAAGGAGGGACUGGGGACUCAGGAAGAGAACGGACCAAGACCUUCACUUAUGACUUCUCUUUUUAUUCUGCUGAUUCGAAAAGUCCAAAUUAUGUCUCACAGGAGAUGAUUUUCAAAACCCUCGGCACAGAUGUCGUGAAGUCUGCAUUUGAAGGUUAUAAUGCUUGUGUCUUUGCAUAUGGGCAAACUGGAUCGGGAAAGUCAUACACUAUGAUGGGAAAUUCUGGUGAUUCUGGCUUAAUACCUCGGAUCUGUGAAGGGCUCUUCAGUCAGAUAAAUGAAACCACCAGAUGGGAUGAAGCGUCUUUUCGAACGGAAGUCAGUUACUUGGAAAUUUAUAACGAACAUGUGAGAGAUCUACUUAGGCGGAAGUCAUCCAAAACCUUCAAUCUAAGAGUCCGAGAGCAUCCAAAAGAAGGACCGUAUGUUGAGGAUUUAUCCAAACAUUUAGUACAGAAUUACGGCGAUGUCGAAGAACUAAUGGAUGCGGGAAAUAUCAAUCGAACCACAGCAGCGACUGGGAUGAAUGAUGUCAGCAGCAGAUCUCAUGCCAUCUUCACCAUCAAGUUCACUCAGGCAAAAUUUGAUUCUGAAAUGCCGUGUGAAACCGUGAGUAAGAUCCAUCUAGUCGAUCUUGCUGGAAGUGAGCGCGCAGACGCCACCGGUGCCACUGGGGUCAGACUGAAGGAAGGGGGGAAUAUUAACAAAUCCCUCGUGACUCUGGGAAAUGUCAUUUCUGCCUUAGCCGACUUAUCUCAGGAUGCGGCAAACCCUCUUGUGAAGAAGAAGCAAGUUUUUGUGCCUUACAGGGAUUCUGUUUUGACUUGGUUGUUGAAAGAUAGCCUUGGUGGGAACUCUAAAACCAUCAUGAUCGCCACCAUUUCACCUGCUGAUGUCAAUUACGGAGAAACCCUAAGUACUCUUCGCUAUGCAAAUAGAGCCAAGAACAUCAUCAACAAGCCUACUAUUAAUGAGGACGCCAACGUCAAACUCAUCCGUGAGCUGCGUGCCGAAAUAGCCAGACUGAAAACGCUGCUUGCUCAAGGGAGUCAGAUCGCCCUCUUAGACUCCCCCACAGCCUUAAGUAUGGAGGAAAAACUUCAGCAGAAUGAAGCAAGAGUUCAAGAAUUGACCAAGGAAUGGACAAAUAAGUGGAAUGAAACCCAAAAUAUUUUGAAAGAACAGACUCUAGCCCUUAGGAAAGAAGGGAUUGGAGUUGUUUUGGAUUCUGAACUGCCCCAUUUGAUUGGCAUUGAUGAUGACCUUCUGAGUACUGGAAUCAUCUUAUAUCACUUGAAGGAAGGACAGACAUAUGUUGGUAGAGAAGAUGCUUCAACAGAACAAGAUAUUGUUCUUCAUGGCCUCGACUUGGAGAGUGAGCACUGCAUCUUUGAAAAUGUUGGGGGAACGGUGACUCUGAUACCCCUGAGCGGGUCUCAGUGCUCCGUGAAUGGUGUUCAGAUCAUGGAGGCCACACACCUAAAUCAAGGUGCUGUGAUACUAUUGGGAAGAACCAAUAUGUUUCGCUUUAACCACCCUAAGGAGGCUGCCAAGCUCAGGGAGAAGAGGAAGAGUGGCCUUCUGUCCUCCUUCAGCUUGUCCAUGACUGACCUCUCCAAAUCCUGUGAGAACCUGUCUGCGGUCAUGUUGUACAACCCGGGUCUUUUCCCUAUAAAAGGACCCAUCUGUCUAAGGCUUGAAUUUGAGCGGCAACAGCGUGAAGAACUUGAAAAAUUAGAAAGUAAAAGGAAACUCAUAGAAGAAAUGGAAGAAAAGCAAAAGUCAGACAAGGCCGAACUGGAGCGGAUGCAGCAGGAGGUGGAGACGCAGCGCAAGGAGACGGAGAUCGUGCAGCUCCAGAUCCGCAAGCAGGAGGAGAGCCUCAAGCGCCGCAGCUUCCACAUCGAGAGCAAGCUGAAGGACUUGCUCGCCGAGAAGGAGAAGUUUGAAGAGGAGAGGCUGAGGGAGCAGCAGGAGAUCGAGCUGCAGAAGAAGAGGCAAGAGGAGGAGAGCUUUCUCCGCGUCCAGGAGGAGCUCCAGCGGCUCCAGGAGCUCAACAACAAUGAGAAGGCCGAGAAGCUCCAGAUAUUUCAGGAGCUGGAGCGGCUCAAAAGGGAGAAGGACGAGCAGUACGCCAAGCUCGAAGUGGAGAAGAGGAGGCUGCAGGAGCAGGAGAAGGAGCAGGUUGUGCUCGUGGCACAUCUGGAGGAGCAGCUGCGCGAGAAGCAGGAGAUGAUUGGGCUCCUGCGGCGGGGCGAGGUGCAGCGGGCGGAGGAGGACAGGAGGGACCUGGAAGGCAUCCGGGAGUCCCUCCUGCGGGUGAAGGAGGCCCGGGCUGAAGGGGACGAGGAUGGUGAGCCAUUAGAACGGGCUCAGCUGCAGUUCCUCAAGUUCAAGAGAAGGCAGCUGGUCAAGCUGGCCAACUUGGAAGAAGACCUGGUUCAGCAGAAGGACCUCCUGGAAAAGGAAAUCGAGGAAGAACAGGACCUCCUGGAACGUUUAAAAUCUGCAAAUGAGGAAGACGUUAGACCGCUGGAGAACAAUGAUGACAGCAUCGCAGAUGUCACCCCGGCGGUUCCAGAUUUGGAGAAAAUAAAGCUGGCAGAAUCCAGGCUGCAGUGUAAAGCCCGCCAGCUCCAGUACCUCCUGCAGAAUCACCUGCCGACCCUGCUGGACGAGAAGCAGAGAGCGCUUGAAACCCUCGACAGAGGUCCUCUCGGCUUAGACAACACUCUGUAUCUAGUGGAAAAAGAAAUGGAAGAGAAAGAAGAACAGCUUGCGCAGUACCAGGCCAAUGCGAGCCAGCUGCAGAAGCUCCAAGCCACCUUCGAGUUCACUGCCAACAUUGCUCGUCAGGAGGAAAAAGUGAGGAAGAAGGAAAAGGAGAUUCUCGAAUCCCGGGAGAAGCAGCAGAGGGAGGCGCUGGAGUGGGCCGUGGCCAGGCUGGAGAGGAGGCAUUCGGCCCUGCAGAGGCGCUCCACCCUGGGCCUGGAGAUUGAGGAGCAGAGGCAGAAGCUGGCCACACUGAACAGCAGCAGCAGUGAGCGGGCCGGGCUCCGAGCCAGCCUGGAAGCUGAGCAGGAGGCGCUGGAGAAGGACAGGCAGAGAUUAGAGCAUGAAAUCCAGCAGUUGAAGCAGAAGAUCUGUGAGGUUGAUAGCAUUCAAAAAGGGCCUCGUGGGACCUUGGAGGGGAAGGCUCCUUCCAGCUUGCCAUCCAGUGCUGAGAAGUCUCACCUGGUCCCUCUGAUGGAUGCCAGGAUCAGUGCUUACAUUGAAGAGGAAGUCCAAAGACGACUUCAGGACUUACAUCGCGUGAUUGGUGAGGGUAGCAGUGCAUCGGCCAACAUGCUGAAGGAUAAUGAGAAACUCCACAAUGGCACCAUUCAACGUAAGCUAAAAUAUGAGCGGAUGGUUUCUCGCUCUUUGGGAGCAAAUCCAGACGACCUGAAGGACCCAAUUAAAAUUAGUAUUCCACGCUAUGUGCUGUGCGGGCAAGGGAAGGACGAGCACUUCGAGUUUGAGGUCAAGAUUACUGUCCUAGAUGAGACAUGGACCGUAUUCAGACGCUACAGUCGUUUUCGAGAAAUGCAUAAAACAUUGAAGUUAAAGUAUGCAGAGCUUGCUACCCUUGAGUUCCCUCCAAAGAAACUAUUUGGAAACAAGGAUGAACGUGUGAUUGCUGAGAGGCGAAGUCACUUAGAGAAAUACCUCAGGGACUUUUUCAGUGUGAUGCUCCAAUCCGCGACGUCCCCCCUGCACAUCAACAAGGUGGGGCUGACCCUUUCCAAACACACCAUUUGUGAGUUCUCACCGUUCUUCAAGAAGGGAGUCUUUGACUACAGCAGCCAUGGGACAGGGUAGAGCUGCGGAGGAGGGGACAGCGGAACCACCAAUGCAGUGCCUUCUCGUCAAAGGGGCCCUCCCGGCGCAGGGCAGCCUCACCAGGGCCCCCCGAGUGCCUGAAUCUGGGACUGGAUGUUUUGCUUGGCUGACGGGGACCCCGACGGGCAGCUGUUGCUGUCCCAUUGCCGUUGAAUGUGGCCUUUUCCCCAUAGUGCUUCCUUCUCAUCCCAGCAGAGUCUGCCUCUGUGGCAGAAUGGACGUGGCUGGGCUGUCGCAGGCUCUCUGAGCGCAGUGGGCCCAGGGUCUCCCCAAGUGAGUGGGUGGCUCACCAGACCUCCCUUCAAUGACUGGCAUCUGGUUUCCUCUUCCACCAAAAGAUAUAUCUUAUUUUUUAUAGUCCUUCCAUGUGGCUAGCUACAUCCCAAGAGGAGCAUUUUAAAUGAUUUCACUAUUUUUUUUUUCUUUUUCCCCUCAUUUGAGUCAGAACUUUUGUACAAUACCUAGCCACUGAUGUUUACACAGAAUUUCAUAUUCUGCAAAAGGGAAUUUUGGUCCAAUCAUGUCUGGAAUCUUCCAUGCUUGACAAAUUGGAUGUAGGUGACAUCACUUAAAACUUCUGUAAAUCCAUACAAAUAGGAGGUUUGUUUGAUCUUGAAUAUUUAAGGGAAUUGCCCCAAAUGUAAAUGGCUACUGUGCAUUCUUGAGCUUUCUCCGCUGAGCACAAAAACAGGCGCAUAGCUGAAUGCCUAUUUUUAAAUAUUUUUUUUUUCACAGUUUUGUUACAGAAUCUACUGGAUCUUUGGCUGAAAGACUAGAAUUUACAGUAGUUUAUUAAUGAUCCCUUAAAUUACUCAGGACUUAAUGUAGCAUUGCACAUCUAUGUACAGUAAAACUGCUUUGUUUUACUAAAGAGAAAAAUGUGAGUAGACAAAAUAUAAAUGUGGCAUAUAUGGAAAUGUAUAUAAUUCUACCUAUAGAUUUAUAUAUGUACACAGGCCUGUACAAUAGUUGUAUCAAAAUAUAUAAUCGUUCACACCAAGUUUAUUAAAGGUAUUUGCUUUUUUCAAAAUUUAAAUUGAGCUGCUAUCAAUAUUAAAUGAUGUCAUAGAAUCUA